AUGGUGCAUAGUUUUCUUGGCUCGACAGUGAUACCGUUGAAUGCUGGUUGUAAAAGGGAUAUUGAGAAUUUGUUAGAAGCUUUUAAAAAGGAAGAAUCGUUAUCUUUUGAUGCAUUUUCGAAGUGCUUCCGUAAAGUUGAUUUUUUCACUGUAUUUAUGGGACGGAUCAGUGGUGCUGAAUUGGUAGAGUUUAGUGAGAAAUUGCUUCAAAUGGCUAUUUCUUAUGCUAUGUCGUUUCGGGAACGUCAUCCGGUAACUUAUGUCAGGGAUGCUGUUGAUUCAGCAAAUGCAGUAAAUGGUUUGAGUCUUUUAGAAUUGAAUGUGUGGCGGUAUUUUAAUGUGGUCACUGAGUUGACGAAACAGUUUCAGAUUAAUAAGCGGAUUUUUGGCUUGUAUUUAACUUACUCGUUGUACUAUGUGCAGCCUGGAAAUUAUGUUUCCGAAAUACGGGUUACUCCGGAACAAGCUCACGAUCUCACAACAUUUUUUGAAGAAAUUCUCCUUCCUGGAUGCUACUAUGAUGCAAUAUUAGCAUAUUUUAGACUGGUGGCAUUUGGCGCUUUCAGCAUUGUAGCUUACGAGAAAGAGCACAACCCACUACUUCAUAGGCGUUUUGACAGUAGUCUACUGGAUGAGGGGAUAGUGCCGCAUUUUGAAGAGCUUAGUUUGUUGAAGUCAUUUGCCAACGACCCAUUGUUCACACAGACAGAUCUCAUUCACAAACGAUAUCAGAGCGCGAAACGAGAAUGUGUGGCAUUUGAAACUUCUCUAGUCGGCGUUAUAAAACACAGUGUCAUUGAUCUUUACAAAGAGGUUUGUGAAACGAGAAAUUGUUUCCCGAGACUCUUUAGCAUACUUACCCGCAAACGAGCCACUAAGGAUUUGGCCCUUGAAAAAGGUGUACUUGAAGGAGCACAGCAGCGAGAAGAAAGCACGACGGAGACCCGUGUGGAGCAGUCUCCUUCACAGGUGCUGCUUGAACGGUUUUGUAUCUCGAAGCUUUCUCGUUCUUCUCUGAAAGAAAGAGCGUACAGAAUGAAGUCGUUGCAUCCCCGUCACAGGAGACACCGAGCAACUUCCAGUCAAGUUGUUUCUACUGCGCCGUGCGAAAACGUUGCCACUGGUGCUGGAACGAGUCGAGGUGUUGAAAAUGAAGUUUUUGGUUCUUCCAAAGAUUUGAACACUACUUCUAGUAGAGGGGCUGAUACUUUCGGCCGUACCGAUACACAACGCAGACGAACGAAACAAAAUCGGUUUAAAAAGGCUGAGAGUCAUUUAAAGGGUUUAAUCAUUUUCUGUCUGGCGUUUUUGAAAACUCAGGUUAACGGCUCCAAAGAUGUUCUGCAAGCUGCUUCCUCAUUUUCGGUCAAUUUUCGGUUACUAGAAUUCGAUAUAUAUAAGCACACAGCUCUGCGAAUGCGAGUGGGAGAACUGAAGUGGGGCAGAAUCAACCAAGGCGAACAAGUGCAGCCAAUUAUGAUUCACUAUCUUUUCAGAAGACAGCGUCAUUCUAGUGGAGAUAUUGACCCUGCAAAUCAGUAA
Molecule: messenger RNA, 1542 nt
Organism: Enterobius vermicularis (human pinworm)
Lineage: Eukaryota; Metazoa; Nematoda; Chromadorea; Rhabditida; Oxyuridae
Source: the annotation of a GenBank genome assembly